GAAGACCAAAAGACCCCUUGCCGGAUAUGCGAUGGAGAUCAGCCAAUAAAAAGAGCUCACCGGAACUUAUUCUAUGAACGGCAUACCAUAACAUUCCUUGAUUUUGCAUAUCAACGAAGGCCAGCCUCACGCUUCUGCAGAAAAUCAGUUCGACUAUGGCAGCCACCCUCUCCGUCCGGCCUAACACCCCUGCCGCCGGUUCACCGUUCUCCCGACCGCCCUUCCGACGAUCCGGCUCAACAUUUCCCGGUAAAACUGUUUCCUGGACCGGUGGUGUCCCUCCUCUCUGCCGUGAAUAUGCUAGGACGCUGCUGCUGCCGGUUCAGGCGAGCUCGCGCGCUGACGACUCGGCGCCGUCUGAGAUGUCUCUCGAGAACGCGCUUAAGCUUCUUGGAGUCUCUGAAGGAGCCUCCUUCGAUGAAAUACUCCGCGCCAAGAAUUCCAUUCUUGCUACUUGCAGCGACGACAAGGGGAUUGCUCAGGUUGAAGCUGCGUAUGACAUACUGCUGAUGCAGAGCUUAACUCGGCGUCGAGCUGGGAAAGUUGAGAACAGUCGCAUCCGGUAUGCUGAUGUGAAACCAGUAAAUUCUCCUGGUGUAGGUUCAAUGUCUCAGUGGCUGCGGAACGUGCCUGUUUCUGUAGAAACACCAUCUACUGGUGACUUGGGCAUACAAGCUGGUGUAUAUGGGGCAUUAGCAGUCUUGACAUAUGUAAAUGGAGCUGCUUCAUCUUCUUCACUGCCUUAUGCAGGUGCUGAUGUUCCUGGACUGAUCUUGGCUGGUAGCUUUGGAGCCUCCCUGUACUUUAUGACCAAAAAGAACGUGAAAUUAGGAAAGGCGACGGCGAUAACACUAGGUGGCCUUGUGGCUGGUGCAGUAGUCGGUUCUGCAGUUGAGAGUUGGCUGCAGGUUGACAUUGUUCCUUUCCUUGGUAUACACUCUCCUGCUACUGUAGUAAGCGAAUUCCUAAUUUUCUCCCAAUUCUUGGUCUCUUUAUACCUUAGAUAGUGCUAAUAGAAUAUUGUAACUGCCCCUUCAUUGUAGGAGUUGUAAUUAUUCAUUUGCUCUAUCACAUGUUAGCUCUUUAAGGCUGUGUGCUUUUGGAUGCACAAAAGCUCAAUGAAUUGUUGGGAAUGACUUGUGUUUAUAGUGAAGAACAUAAUAAUCAUCAUAUGUUCUCCA
This is a messenger RNA of Cucurbita pepo subsp. pepo (vegetable marrow), 1181 nucleotides long. Its product is annotated as protein CHAPERONE-LIKE PROTEIN OF POR1, chloroplastic. The record is from RefSeq and is a predicted model, not a curated record. Gene Ontology annotation, cellular component: chloroplast membrane. Lineage: Eukaryota; Viridiplantae; Streptophyta; Magnoliopsida; Cucurbitales; Cucurbitaceae.